This is a messenger RNA of Doryrhamphus excisus (bluestripe pipefish), 2578 nucleotides long. RefSeq names its product SUMO specific peptidase 2 (gene senp2). Gene Ontology annotation, cellular component: nucleus. Lineage: Eukaryota; Metazoa; Chordata; Actinopteri; Syngnathiformes; Syngnathidae. Gene Ontology annotation, molecular function: deSUMOylase activity. Gene Ontology annotation, biological process: protein desumoylation; proteolysis. The record is from RefSeq and is a predicted model, not a curated record.
CAGACAGUUAAAGUGAUUAAACGACACCGCAUGACGCACGUAUAUUGAAACGCUGAUGCUAAAGCUAGCUUAACUUCUAGUGUCUGACUGCUCGUGUUGUCAUACGUUUUUUGUUUGGCUCCUGUUUAGACACGUCCUGGCCCGCGUAGGGGACCUGGUUGCGUUUUUCUCGUAUUUGUCUGGGAUGUAUGGAUGGAUAUUUGACGGAAUCUCGUCGUUGUUUGAGCCCGACGCUGGGCAAAACCACGAAGCUAACGAGGGGCUAGCUGGUGGCGUCAGGGCACAGCGGCGCGAGAGCCACGGGAGACCGGUUAAGCGGAACUACCAGAGUGUUGAUGCAACAGACGGCCUUGGCCAAAGUGACCAGGUCGAGGCGAAAAGACGACGCAGAGAUGUGGUGAUAAGUUUUGUGAAGAAGACCGUGGCCGGAGUCGCAAGUCUGCUCCGGUUGCGCAAGCCAUUGAUUUCCACCUCUGACAAGCACGGACAAUAUGAGGACACACAGGCUGUUCCACUGGGAAUUGAUGAGCUGCACAACCCAUGGCUAACCAACACUGAGUGGAGAAUGGAUAAACCAGGGCUUGGACUAAGUGAGAGAACACUGCAGAAUCCUUUUCAGAGCACCUCACCUCCUUUAAUGAGGAAAUUCAGUGGGACCCCAGUGUCUUCUGGACUCCCUGACAGGGAGAAGAGAGGCCUCCUUCAGCUGCUGCCUUCGCGGCCGAUGGUGAGCAUGGGAAUGCCCAACUCUGACCAGAUUUGCAAUGGACACAGCCGCUGCUACAAGCCCAGCCUCACCGUGGAAGAGGCCAUAAAGCAGAAUGACAAGGAGCACUACAGACGCCUGCUGGAGAUGGUCACCGAGAAGUACAGCAAGAGUCAACCGCUACCUUUUAACCAAACAAAACCCCAAGCUGUGUUCCAAUCACAAGGUCAACACACAGUCACCGCUUCAAGAAAACCCAUUGAAAUCCCAUCAAGAAAGAUGGGAUAUUCCUCUGCCCCCAGUAUGCUGGCUUGGAGGAGUACAUCUGCAAAUAAGAGCAGAUGGACUGGGUUGCCUCUCAGUAAAUCUUACUCAGGAGCACCAGAAGACAGCCUGCAUGUGAGAUGUGCAAAGAAACCGGUACCCGAGGUGGACCUUUCUACUGAGGUAGCUACUCGCCUCAACCUUGUCGACCGAGUGCCACCUUCUGUCAGCCUGCCCAGCUCGCAUGCACACACAGUUCAUGUAAGACACACUGAUGAGGACAUACCCCGACUUACUCAGGAGAUGGCAUCGGAGGUGAGCGGUGCUCUGGCUCAGAGUGACCCCAACUUGGUUUUAAGUUCCGCUUUCAAGCUACGCAUCACGCAGAGAGACUUAGCGACCCUUCAGGAAGGUGGCUGGCUCAAUGACGAGGUGAUCAACUUCUACCUGUCCCUGGUCAUGAAGCAGUGUUCGGACCUAGCAGCAGGAUUGAGAGUGUACUCGUUCAGCACAUUCUUCUACCCCAAGCUCCGAGGCGGAGGAGGAGGUGCAGGGCAGGACAAAGGACAUGCUGCCGUGAAGCGAUGGACCAAAUCUGUCGACCUCUUCCUGUAUGACCUUGUUCUGGUCCCGCUCCAUCUGGGUGUCCACUGGGCCCUAGCCGUGAUAGACUUGAAAGCCAAGACCGUCAAGUCCUAUGACUCAAUGGGCCAAAGACAUGAUGAUAUUUGCAGUCUUUUACUCCUCUACCUAAAGGAUGAGCACAAAGCAAAGAAAGGCAGAGAACUCGACAGCGCCAAGUGGACCGUCAGUUGCAUGCGAGCCUCUGAAAUCCCCCAGCAGAAAAAUGGCAGUGACUGUGGUGUGUUUACAUGUAAAUACGCAGAAUACAUCGUUAAAGGAAGACCCCUCGCCUUCAAACAGUGGCACAUGCCUCUUUUCCGUAAAUUAAUGAUAUGGGAGAUUCUGCAUCAGAAGCUGCUAUAGCAUGACGGCUCAGCGUGUGAACAUUUCUCAGCGGAAGAAACGUGUACAGACAUUGCAAGGAAAGGAAAAAGACAAAAACAGCAGAGGACAACUCCAUCUACGCAAGUCCAGCUGCUUACCUCUGAAGACGUUAGACAUGAUCUAUGUCCCUGCACCUCUCAGCGACAUAUUAACCUGUUAUAAUCUCUGAGUUAUAAUUAGAGACGUUCGUUUUUUUAAUGUUACCUUUGCAUUGUUUGUAUAACUGCCAGCAGUACUGCCACAAGUGCCUUUGGUCUUCUGACACUGAGCUCAACUUUAAACUGAUCAUGAUUGGAUUCCGAUGUAUGCAGCUCAGCCGUAUUUUGUUGCAAUUCGACUCCUUAUGGAAACAAGCAACAGAAGUUGCAUUCUUCUGAUGGAUGUUUUUUUAAUUUAUUUAUUAUGUGACUGAAAGUGUUUUCUGAGAGUGUGUACAGUAUUUUUUUUCUUCAUGAAUGUAUAGUUGUUUCCCCCCUAUUAUGACAUCAAUGUACAGUAAUUAUUGCAUUUCAAACUACUGUAUACACACGCAUGUUUGAUUUGAUGCUUGAAAAUGUGAUUUUUCUUUUUUUCCCCUGAAAUAAAUGUUAAUGUCACGUA